AUGGGGAAUGAUGAUAAUGAACACGCCUUAGAAGAUCUCAGAUCCAAGAUUAUUGCGUCGAUGAGUAACGAGCCAAGUUCUAACAAGAGAACCGCUUUGGCCGGUGAUGAAAUGCAUAAUAAUAAAAGACAGAGGAAUAGAGAUGAUGGGAGUAGGGGUUAUAAAAAUGGCUACUCCGGUCCCAAUUAUCCCAAGAGACAUCAGAGCAAUCCAAGAUCAAGGUAUCAGGCGCAACAGCAACAGAAAAGAUUCCCUCCUAGGCCACAGUACAGUCGAUACCAAGGUAAUGCGGCCUCCAAUACAAGUGUAGGCAAAUUUAGAGAGGAGGAUCUUGCCCAUGUGGUACCGUUAGGUGAAAGAAAGAGGAUGAGACCAACAAAAUGGGAUAUUACUCCAAAGGGUUUUGAAAGCGUGCCAACUGAAAGAGCAAAACUAAGUAAAUUAUUCCCACAACCUGGUAAACCUCAUGAAUUAGAUCGUGACAAGUUGGAGAAAGUUAUUGCACAAGGGGGAACUAAUAAUCGGCGUACAAGGAUUCUUUUCGAGGAUGCAGAUGGUAACCAUUUGAUAUUUUCCAGAAUGUCUUGUAGAAUAAUUGUACGUGGAACUACAGAUUCAAUGGAUUUGAAUCGCAUCGAAGCUUAUUUGAAUGGGUUUGUACAAGCAAUAGAUCGUGAGUAUCAUGUAAAAGAAGUAGUACAGGGACCGUCCCACCUAGUAUUGGAAUUUAAUGACGCUGUCUGCACUACAAUAGUACUCAGUUGUCGUUCUUUUAUAUCCAAGGAAUUAGAUUUUGAUGGUAGUGAUUGGCAAAGACCGCAAGAAUACGUUCAACAGGUAGAUAGUUCUGAGAGGUUAUGUGGGCCUGAAAUUUUGGCGGUAGAAGGCCUGGUGCAUGGUGAAGAAAAAGAAUUGACCGAUCAGGGUUUCAAAGUAGUCUUCAUGGAGCCCAUAUUCACAAUUUCUCAAGAGAACCAAGAAAGAUUAUUUACAGGUUGUGCAUUAGUUGAAGUGGAAGAAGAACCGUCUGCGAACGGAAGUUUACGAUGGUUUAAACCUAAUGAAUCUCACAUGAAGCAAAAUAUAUCUUACAUGACUUUCCAAGGAUUGCCUAAAUUGGCUACAGAUCAAGUUAGAGUACCGUCACGAGUGUUGCUGCUAAUGAACCUUGUUGAUCCGCUUGAUUUGAAACUAGAAGCAUUUGCCCAAGAAGUGAAAACAACUUUAGAAUCUACGCUGCACAAGGUGGAAAGCGUAAGGAUGAAAAAGCCAAGUGCAGACUUUAGACUCAAUUUGGAACGCAUUGGAGAAGGCGUUGGAAAUGUUUACGUUAAAUUUCAGGAUGUAGAAUCUGCUGAAGCAGCCAUGGAAAACUUACCGCAUAGAAAGUUCAAUGGACGUAGUGUACUUUGCUGCUACGUGGCAGAAUCCGAUUUUGAGACUUUGGGCAUUUUAUAA
Molecule: messenger RNA, 1458 nt
Organism: Zygosaccharomyces rouxii
Lineage: Eukaryota; Fungi; Ascomycota; Saccharomycetes; Saccharomycetales; Saccharomycetaceae
Gene: MUD2
Product: Mud2p
Exons: 1
Coding region: 1-1458 (485 amino acids)
Cellular component (GO): commitment complex; U2AF complex; nuclear speck
Molecular function (GO): poly-pyrimidine tract binding; pre-mRNA 3'-splice site binding
Source: RefSeq, a predicted model, not a curated record